GCACGGGGUUGGCGAUUGGUGGCAUCGCGAGCGCCUUUGCCAUCGUGCUUCUGGUAGUCGUCCUCGACCUCAAGCGCCGCCAGUGUCAAGGCGAAGCCGCAUUUGACGACGCGUACGCCAACGUGCAGCCGUCGCCGAAUCGCCACGCGCAGACUGUGUACGUCUACCCGCGCAGCUCCCCGUCACAAAUCCUGUACUACACUUCGUGGUUUCCUGGGGCGGCGACCGAUGAUUUCUUUGUCGACGACGGGUCGAUCGCGGAGGCGGUUGCUGUCGAGCCCUCGUCGCAGGCCUUGGUGGCGUCCAUUUAG
Molecule: messenger RNA, 311 nt
Organism: Saprolegnia parasitica CBS 223.65
Lineage: Eukaryota; Oomycota; Saprolegniomycetes; Saprolegniales; Saprolegniaceae
Exons: 1
Source: RefSeq, a predicted model, not a curated record